CUCGCAGCAGAUGAAGAAUUGCAGGGCGGAAUCGAAUGUAUCCCAGUUUCCUUUUUCGACACUUUGUAACCCACUUUCAGCGCGUCACAGUAGGUCAAAAUUACAAUCUUCCCUUCUAACACAAACUUCGACGGACAGGACUUUUUAACUAUCCCCUCCCCUCUAAACAUUUCAAAGAAAACUUCCACUCCAUCGCCCAGUUUGAUGCGGACACCUCUUGGACUCCCUAAAAAAUUCCCUGAUCCCCGGUCAGUUCUCUCCUGUCGGAUAAGCAAUACGAUCUGCUCCCCAACUCCAUUCUCUAUUUUUGUGCUUCCUUGUGCUGCCAAGCCCCUGACGUAAUGCUCCGUGUUAAUUAUUAGCAUGUGGGAAGCGAUGCCGAGACUCUCCUCUGCUGCUUAAACAAGAGCGACUGACUGCGGGGAGAAAAACCUCGUCAAGAUGGCCAAACAUACUGACCCAGAGUGAAGGGGCACCGCUCCCCGUCCCGUCCAGUCCUGUCCUGCGACCAGCACCAAUGCAACUGCUCCUUUAGAAAGAAAAUGUUCUCUGUGGACAAUGCCAUCAAGACUAAAGCUGGACAGUCACUGUAUGCAGGAGAAAAGCUGAGGAAAGUUUUGUAAGCCCCAAGUGGCCAGAGGGUUGGAGAGCUCCAACGAAUACCAUCUCAAAAGCUUCAAACAGGGAUUCCCUACCACUAAGCCUAACUCCAAAACCCAAGAACAAAGAUGCAAUACAUUGGUACCCACUAGCAAAUAACAUCUCAAAGGGCUAUUUUCUGUCAAACCUCAAGUGAAGAACCCAAUUGCCAAGUCUUGGUACCGUGAGCCUGCCCACCAGAUCAUGAUGUUUCGUGACCAGGUGGGAGUCCUCGUCGGCUGGUUUAAGGGAUGGAACGAGUGCGAACAGACUGUGGCGUUAUUGUCGCUCCUCAAGCGGGUCAGUCGGACCCAAGCACGCUUCCUUCAGCUCUGUCUGGAGCAUUCCUUGGCUGACUGUACUGAGCUGCAUGUUCUGGAAAGGGAGGCCAAUAAUCCAGUGGUGAUCAGUCAGUGGCAGAGUGAGUCUAAAGAACGGGUCAUCUCUCUGGUUCUGACCCACCUGCCUCUCCUUAAACCGGGCAACGUCGAGGCCAAAGUGGAGUACAUGAGUCUCCUGCCGAAGAUCUUGGGCCACACCAUCGAACAUGGCCGGCACUUAGAGGAAAGCAGGCAGCUUCUGUCCUACGCCCUCAUCCACCCCGCAACCUCCCUCGAGGACCGGGGGAACCUCGCCCUCUGGCUCAACCACCUGGAGGAGCGGGCGGCCGCCCGAGGAACUGGAGACUCCCUUGAGCGCGCGCCUUCAUCCCACCAUGGGCAGCCUCCACACCUCUAUCCCCACCACCAGCGCUACGGGUUGAGAAAUAUAUAUUCCUGUCGGGUGGGCAGCACAGUCCUCUGA
This is a messenger RNA of Sinocyclocheilus anshuiensis, 1443 nucleotides long. Its product is annotated as protein Smaug homolog 1-like. Gene Ontology annotation, molecular function: mRNA binding. NCBI's taxonomy places the organism in Eukaryota, Metazoa, Chordata, Actinopteri, Cypriniformes, Cyprinidae. The record is from RefSeq and is a predicted model, not a curated record. Gene Ontology annotation, cellular component: P-body. Gene Ontology annotation, biological process: nuclear-transcribed mRNA poly(A) tail shortening. The coding region runs from base 844 to 1443 and encodes 199 amino acids. The transcript is spliced from 5 exons.